Molecule: messenger RNA, 1346 nt
Organism: Phodopus roborovskii (desert hamster)
Lineage: Eukaryota; Metazoa; Chordata; Mammalia; Rodentia; Cricetidae
Gene: Slc10a6
Product: solute carrier family 10 member 6
Exons: 6
Coding region: 5-1099 (364 amino acids)
Biological process (GO): bile acid and bile salt transport
Cellular component (GO): membrane
Molecular function (GO): bile acid:sodium symporter activity
Source: RefSeq, a predicted model, not a curated record
UGAGAUGAGUGCAGACUCCUCAAGCAACUCCACCUGCCCUGCCAAUAGCAUGGAAGGAGAGCUGCCAGGGGGAAUGGAGGGCCGCGGGACCCUGAAGCUUGUUUUCACCGUGGUGUCAGCCCUGAUGGUGGGUCUGGUCAUGUUCUCUUUCGGAUGUUCUGUGGAGAUUCGGAAGCUGUGGUCACACCUCAGAAGACCCUGGGGCAUUGCGGUUGGACUUCUCUGUCAGUUUGGGCUCAUGCCUCUGACAGCCUAUCUGCUAGCCAUUGCCUUCUCUCUGAAACCCUUCCAAGCUGUUGCUGUCCUCAUCAUGGGGUGUUGCCCUGGGGGCACCAUCUCUAAUGUCCUCACCUUCUGGGUUGAUGGAGAUAUGGAUCUCAGCGUCAGUAUGACCACCUGUUCCACAGUGGCUGCCCUGGGGAUGAUGCCUCUCUGCCUCUACCUCUACACCCGGUCCUGGAACCUUACGCAGAGUCUCACCAUUCCAUAUCAGAGCAUAGGAAUUACCCUUGGGUCCCUGGUUGUUCCUGUGGCCUUCGGUGUCUAUGUGAAUUAUAGGUGGCCAAAGCAAGCGAAAGUCAUUCUUAAGGUCGGGGCCAUCGUUGGUGGCAUCCUCCUUCUGGUGGUGGCAGUCACUGGUGUGGUUCUGGCACAGGGAUGGAACACAGAUGUCACUCUUCUGAUCAUCAGCUUCAUUUUCCCUCUGAUUGGCCACGCUGCUGGCUUCCUGCUGGCACUCCUCGCCCACCAAUCGUGGCAAAGGUGCAGGACGAUUUCCAUAGAGACAGGAGCUCAGAACAUCCAGCUGUGUGUCGCUAUGUUGCAGCUGUCCUUCACUGCCGAGUACCUGGUCCAGCUGUUUAAUUUUGCCUUGGCCUACGGACUCUUCCAAGUGCUGCAUGGGCUCCUCAUUGUCGCAGCAUAUCAGGCAUACAAGAGGUGGCAGAAGAGUGAACGCAGGAGGCAGCACCCAGAUUGCCCGGAGGCAGGCUAUGAGAACAAGCCCAGAGAGACCAGUGCUUUCUUGGAGGAAGAUGACGGAGCUGCUGUAACUCUCAGGCCAUCAGGGCCAGAGCAGCAGCACAGGGUUGCUGAGUAAUCAGUCACAUUCCUUCAUGUGAACAGUGGGAGACACAGGCCAGCUUGGCCCUCCAUCGUCCUUCAUGGCCAGUAAAGACCAUGCUCUGAUGAGCAAACAUCAUUGGCAGGUCUGUGUGAAUAUGCAACAUUUUUUCAUCCAGUCUCCUGUGGGACAGCGAGUGGUGGCUGGCAGUGAGCAGUAGGUAUCUCCCUUGGAAGCUGAGAGACAACACCGUGUAGUGACAUCACUCACACCACAGGAUGGA